AUGCAGGCAGCAAUGGGUACCAUGGAUUACAUCAUUGACACAGUGUCUGCAGUUCAUGCGCUGGCUCCGUUAAUUGGUCUACUGAAGCUGAAUGGGAAGCUGGUCACGGUGGGUUUGCCUGAGAAGCCCCUGGAGUUGCCAAUCUUUCCCUUAGUUUUGGGGCGGAAGCUUGUAGGGGGAAGUGACAUAGGAGGGGUGAAAGAGACGCAGGAGAUGCUUGACUUUUGUGCCAAGCACAAUAUUACCUCAGAGAUCGAGUUGAUUCGAAUGGAUUACAUUAACACCGCGAUGGAACGAAUUGCCAAAUCUGAUGUCCGGUAUCGGUUUGUGAUCGAUGUGGGGAACUCCUUGACUCAGUAGAUUGGCUGUGAUGGCUUUACUGGUAGCUUCACAUGCUUUCAGACUCUCAUUAAAAUAAGUAAUGGUUAAUUACUGUAUUGGUGAUAAAUUGAUCUUCCACCUUAGGGUUUAGGGAGGUUACGUAAGAAACUAUUUUUGUGCUGGACACUUUAUGGUUGAACCCGUCUAGUUAAAUUGGUCUUCCACCUUUUCGGUUGACGUUUAUGA
Prunus avium (sweet cherry) is the source of this 567-nucleotide messenger RNA. The record is from RefSeq and is a predicted model, not a curated record. Lineage: Eukaryota; Viridiplantae; Streptophyta; Magnoliopsida; Rosales; Rosaceae.